GAGGGAGCGAGGGGGCUGAGCUGAUCCCACGUGUGACGCUUUCAUUCCCGGCUCAGUAAUAUUCUCAUAGCGGGGCUUUGCAUAUCGCCUGCCCUAUCUGUGUAUGUCUGUCACUGUUACUGUAGUCCCAGCCGAUAGUUUGGACUAGAUAUGGAAGGAGACGGGAGUCAAGCCACAUCCGGAAGCCUAAAUGAUUCACAACAUGACCCGGGUAAAAUGUUUAUCGGUGGCCUCAGCUGGCAGACCUCACCAGACAGCCUUAGAGACUAUUUUAGUAAAUUCGGAGAAAUAAGAGAAUGUAUGGUGAUGAGAGACCCCACGACAAAACGCUCAAGAGGAUUUGGGUUUGUUACGUUUACAGAUGCUGCCAGUGUAGAUAAAGUCUUAGCCCAACAGCACCACGAAUUAGACUCAAAGACGAUUGAUCCUAAGGUUGCCUUUCCACGUCGCGCUCAACCUAAGAUGGUCACAAGAACAAAGAAAAUAUUUGUGGGAGGCUUGUCAGCCAAUACAGUAGUGGAAGAUGUGAAGCAGUAUUUUGAACAGUUUGGAAAGGUUGACGAUGCCAUGCUAAUGUUUGAUAAGACUACUAACAGACAUAGAGGAUUUGGUUUCAUAACUUUUGAGAGUGAAGACAUCGUAGAGAAAGUCUGUGAAAUUCAUUUUCAUGAAAUCAAUAACAAAAUGGUAGAAUGUAAGAAGGCCCAGCCCAAGGAGGUGAUGUUCCCGCCAGGCACACGAGGGCGAGCCAGGGGUCUGCCCUACACCAUGGAUGCCUUCAUGCUUGGGAUGGGCAUGCUGAGUUACCCUAAUAUUGUUGCAACGUACGGCCGUGGAUACACUGGAUUCGCACCCAGCUACAGCUACCAGUUCCCUGGCUUCCCUGCGACAGCAUAUGGACCGGUGGCGGCAGCGGCGGUAGCAGCAGCGCGUGGCUCAGGUAGGGGGGCCCGUGGAAGAGGCGGCUACUUGGCGUACCCACAGAGCACAGGGCCAGGCCUCCCCGAUUAUGGGUUUUACUCUGCGCCCAGUGACCAGAGGGGGGGGCCCUGUUCCUUUGCUGACUAUGGCUCCCUGGGGCCCCAAGCGGCUCAGAUGCUGCACAGUGAGCAUGCCACCUCCGCCUGCAACUCCCCCCUCCAGCACCUACACAGCCCGGAUCAGUUUAAGAACCCAGGAGCCAACCCAUCGAGACCCGGAGGCUUCCCAGGCGCAAACAGUCCAGGUCCUGUGGCUGACUUGUACGGACCCAGCAGCCAGGAUUCGGCUGUUGGCAACUACAUCAGCGCUGCUAGCCCUCAGCCAGGCUCUGGAUUUGGACCCAGCAUCACAGGCCCAUUGAUUGCGACAGCUUUUACAAAUGGAUACCAUUGAACAGGUGGCCGGUUGCAAUCUCAUCAGAGCAGAGUAUAUCUGGUGGCCCAGGACAGACAGGAAGAAGUUUCUAAUUGGCUUUGUGUGCAGGUGAUGUUAAAUCAACUUCAAGCACUACGGCGUCACCCAAGUAAAACGAGCGAAAAGAUGGAUCCACAUGAAGAAGAAAAGAAAAAGUCAUCUCUGAAAAAGAACAACUGCUGUACUAUAAUCCAAACCUCCUAUAACUUUACAAACCGGUUUGGUAUGAUGUUUCACGUCCAGCUCACCCACUGAUUUCCUUCCGUUCCUUUUCACUAGAACCUAGAGAUUCAUUAUAGCCUUUUUUUUUCUCGAUUUCUGUGUUUUAUUUUAACUUCUAGUAGUGCUGUGUUAAUGGAUUUUUGUUUUAAAGUACAACGGUGGGGGGGGGGGGGGGGGGGGGGCCAAAGGCAAGAAUAUCUGCAAGUCUUCAUCAGUGUAACGGUCAGUGUAAAGGAAAAAAGUCGGCGGUUGGCCAUCCAGUCCUUCUGCAAAAAUAGGAGAAAAAAAUGUAAGGAGAAUUUGAAAGAAGGUAUCAAAGUAAUAAAUUUUAGUCGCUGUUUUAUUUCAUUUUUCUCUUGUGACGUCUCAUUGUAAACCAUAAUUACCUAUUUUUGGGCAAUACAAAGAGGACUCCAAUAUUUUUAUGGUCCUUUUUUAUAAGUGUUGUUUUUGUUGUUUAGAAAUAUAUAUAUAUAUGCUAUAACAAAAAUUUCAUAUAACUACAUUGUGAAUUCAAACUUGAGAAAAGAAAUGUAGCUGUACAUAUUAUUCCAGUCACUGCAUAUAACCAACCCUGUGAGAGAAUAGCAUAUUUUUGUGAUGGUGUGUCAAAAGAACAAUGUUAUAGCGUGUGAAUAGAAGAAAAAGCUGUAAACCGUUAAUAUUCUACUCUUUGUUUCCUGCAGGAAGACGGUGUAAUAAGCCCACACACAAAGCGAACACACUUGCUCUGUAAAUACUGAAGCUGAAUAAUUUUACAAGUGUCAUACCAGCAAAUUUACAACCAGUUUGAGAAAUAAUUAUGAUAUUAAUAAUAAUUUAAAAAAGAGCCUGAUGGGUAUCUUUUGUCUAACUGUUAAAGAUAUCAGUGUCGUUUCAAAGAUUAAAAAAAGACAUCCAAAGCACACUGUAGGUGAAGAUUAGGCAUUUUGCAGUGUAUUCUGACACUUUUGUACUCUGGAGAGGAACCGGUUUCGUCCCGCUCGAGUCCUGGGCUCGGGCUGGUGAAGGCUUUCUGAAUCGUUUGAGAAGCGUUUUGAUACCAUACCUCAGCCUUCUAUCGUGAGUUUUCUCAUGGAGUCAUUGGCAGGUUUAAUUUAUUAUGAAUCUAUAAAUAAAAUAGAGAACACUGAAAGUAAUCAUUGCACUGUGAGUUGUGAAGUACAGGCCAUUCUCUUUGCACAUUUGUACGUCGGCUUUGUAAAAGGGACAGCAUGAAGGACUCUGGGGUUAAUAUAUUCUCCACCAGAAAAAAAGAAGAAGAAAAAAACACUUUUUUGGGGGUAACAUUUACUGCUAUGUUGCAGUGUAAAACUUAGACCCAAGUCUCUUCUUCUUCCUGCACAGGGUCAAAAGAAGACACUGAAUUAUUCACGAUCUGUCGCUACACCGGGUUUUGCACAGCACGUGUGAUAAAGGGUUUUGCUCACGACAGCUUUCUAUUAAUAUUAUAAAUGAUAAUUAUAUGCUCAGCAGAGUGGUCUGCUUUUUAAAUUCACAGGUUUUUUUUCUGUCUUAUUUAACGCACUUGUCGUCCCAUUUCUUUCAUUUCAGCACAACCAGGUAAAGAAAAAUGCUGGAUAUUUCUAAAGAAAUAUAGAUAUGAAAGUGUGAUUUUAAAAAAAAACAACAACUUGUAAUGUUCAAAAUGUAAAAGAAAUACAAAAAAAGACAAAUGCUUCUUUGCUGGUUUCCAGUUUAAUCAGAGUUUUAUUGAUACUUUGUGAUUUAUAUAUUAAGAAUUGUAAUAUAAUAUUAAAAUGUACUGUGCAUCCAUGACGUUCUCUUUCCAUCCCCAUCCUCAGAGCUCCUCUUUUGUUGAUCACUCAUGUAUUUCAUGAUUGUGUAAAAAAAUCCACAGUUAACUUGUAAACUUGAGUGCUGUCUUUGAUACCAGUGUAGUGCUCUUUGUUGUUCUCCCUCGCGCUACCUCUCCUUUCUCUCAUACGAGUCCCCCUCCGCCCUGCGCUCUUUUUCUAUCUCCUGUAAUUACAAAGUAGAUGUUAUAUAGGACUCAUUAAUAUUAUACUCGUAGUGACUCUAGUGGAUUUAGGACCAGUCAAGAUAGACCUUUCUCUCAAUGAUCAUAUUGUUCUGAUAAUGUGCAGACGAUUAUUUUUCUUUGAGAUUUUAUUCCCUGUACGUUUUUGUUUUUUUUCUUUCUGCCUUCCUUGGUUUAGCCACUCUAACAUGGUUUCAGCUAACCAAAGCUCUCAUAGAUGAACAACGGAGAAACCAAUGCUGGAAGAUGGAAUUGUACACAAGGCAUUAUUUGGAUCCCCACCCUUGAAUGUUUUUAAAGGGGUGUGCCAUACUACCUUAAAUGCUAAUGCUUGAUAUGCAAACUUUGAUGAAUAUUCAUUCUUUUCUCUUAUUUUUUAAGAGGGACACAGUUGUAGGAAAAAUCCUUUUCUUAUCAGAACAUAAUGGAAACUAUAAAAAAUGUGAUCCUGACUGGCUUUUACAUGUGCAGAAAUGGUUGAGCUGGAACGCGCGACAGGCAACUUUUAGUGAAGAAAAACUUUAACAAGUGCAGAUGCAGUGCACGUUUUUUUAAGUUAGAGGUCUUUGACAAUAUCAGAGCAAACUAUUGUUGGAGGUCUGCUGGGUUCAGAUCUCACUUUUGACUCAAAAAAAUAAAAAACAAAAAAAUACUGGCACACAGAAGAAUUCGAUGUUAUCUCUGUUAUCUGGUUCUGUGUGUAUAAACCAUGAUCCUUCCACUGCUGUGCCCCACAAUUGAUAGCUUUAGGUCAGUUACAUCAGCUGGGGGAUUUCCCUAUCGCUUAGAUUAUCUUCGGUUUCUUCAAGUCAACUUUAGAAAGAUCUAUUUUACCCCCCCCCCCCCCCCCCCCCCCACACACACACACACACAAAAGAAAUAUUUUCCUCCGGCCUCCCCCAAAUAAAUGGAAGUGCUCCGUUUAACUCAGCAAGGCCUGCAGGGCCGGAGAUGUUUAUUUUUUAAUGGUUUCUCAGAGCUCUGGCUUUGACCUUGAAGCGGGAAGCAUUCUGUUUGGAAGAUUGGCAGCUGUCUUGAAUGUUUUCCACUCGUGAAUAAUCUGAGCAGCUGUGGAAGGAAACCGUCUAAAUUGCAUGAAAAUGAUCGUCUCUCCCAAAACGGAGCUGCUUCUCUGACAGCACUGCUGAAGUCUGCUUUUUCCUUUUUGUUAAAACACACCUGAACGCUGCAGAGCAGCAAACACCUCGGUUUGUAAGAAGCCUCUCCUUUUUUCCUUUUUCAUCACAUUUUUCAUUUGGAAGGCAUCUAUGUUCUGCUGAGGCUGUCUUCUCUUAGUUCAAAAACAGCAGUCAGGAUCAGAUGACUAAUCAUUAUGGGCUGAUAUGAACAGGAAAGCCUAAAAAAUGAAACUGAACGUUGCUUUUUCUUGACAUGAUUGUAAAAAAAUAUAUAGAAUUUCUUAUUUAGCAAACAUUACUUAGGUGUUUUAGCCACCAUUAUCAUCACAGAGCUGUUUGAACACUGUUAACUUUGGAUGUUUGCACAGUUUGGAUAUAAGCUUGAUUCAGUAUGAUUCAAUUGAUUUAAUCUUAAAACUGAAGAUCUGAAGAUAGACUUUCAUUAUUACUGUACCUAAUAAAAAAAGAGAGCUUUAGAGAUGUUCAAAUGUAACAAUAAUUGGUUCAAAAAUACAAUUACGGUAAAUCAGCAUCUUAUUGCCUCAAAGUGCAAUAAAAAUGUUCAUUUUGUUUUUCUUAAUGAUUUUACUUGACUGUUGGCGUCGCAUUACUGUCAACAGAUCACCAUUAAUGUAAUUGUUCUUUGAGAAUCCACUCAUUUAAUUUAGGGAUUGUCAGUGAUGCUCGGAAUAAAGAAAGAAUUCAUAAAAUAAUCAACUUUUAAAAGAGUUGAUGACAAUUUUUUUGUAAUUUUGCUUAAAAACAAAAAUGAAAACAUGUUUUGCCAUCUUAAAUGUUUUUUUUUUUUUUUUGCUAAUCCCUGUCUGAAAAUCUCUCUAUAGUGAAACCUCAGUAAAACUGACAGUAAUCUGCUGUUUAAGUGUUCAUGUAAGCUGGUUUUCCUUUUAACAGGAUUAAAGCACGUGUUCUGUGUGUUGAUUUGACAUGUGCCUCUUUUAAUUGGUUUAUCUGGAUUCAGUUAGUCGAACAGAAACUUAAACCACCUACAAGUCCAUCCGAGAAACUCUGAGCCUCAGUUUCCAUCGCAUUUCAUCAGAAAACAUUUCUAGAAUUGCAUUUAUAUUACAACUUUAUUACAUAAAAAUGUUUUUCACCACAUGUUGCUGGUGGCUCUUCUUUUUCAUAUUGAACCCUCUGGUUUUCUUUUUUUGUUUUUUGCCCUCAUUAAAUGCAACUGAAUUGAGCAUAUUUUUGUGUUGCAGCUUGGACUUUAAGGUAGCAUGGCAAUGUUGCUAUAAUUUCAUUUAAUCUCAAACUGACAGCAGUUUACAGCUGAUGAAUGUUACACAUCUUAGUAGACUAGCUUAUCGAUUCGGGGAGAGGGGGAGGGGUCUUGGUUUAAGAAAAAAAAAGAGAAAAUAAUCAAAAAGAAAAAAAGUCAACCGGGAAGGUGUUGACAUUUGUAGUGUACUACCGUAUCCAUUUAAACUUGAAUCUCGAGGCAAGUGCUAGGCAAUGGCCAAACAUUACGUCUCAUCUGUCAUGGGGGGGAAUCCCGCCUCGGAGAGCACGUGUGCUUUUGGGAUUUCUGUCACCUCCUCAAAACAGGAAGUGCUGUUUUCUCCUAAGGUACAAGAGCUUUCGUCCCACUCGGCUCUGGCUCCGUCCAUUUAGACUGGAGUGAAUGUUUUUGAGGUUUUAUAGGCAGGUGAGGCACAUUCACGGUGGUGCUAAUGCUUUAAACCAGACAACACGCCCUUAUCUCUGAGAGAUACCGGAUACGGUCUCAAAGUUAGUCCACAAAGUGACUCACUGACGUGUCUAAUGAGGGUUCAGAGCCACCAGGACGAGUUGAGGUGACCGGAAUACCACAAGUCCACGCGUGAGCUCACCUUUUAGGGGGUUAUUUUCCCUUUUUACUCCCAGCCAUCGCCAUCUCACCCCAUGCUCACAAUUGCAAUAUAUAUGUAUGUAUAGAUGAAUAUAUAAUUGCAAUUCUCAGUCAUUUAAACUUGCUUGGGUAAUGUUAGACUGGAGACCUCUGCUGUAUACAAAGUUUUCCUCUCACCGUGACGACCUGCUUCAUAAACUGCUCAUCAUUAGCGUACGAACAGGAGAGUCGACCCCUGACGUGCUGUCAAGUUUGGAGCAAACAGCAUGGCUGAAGGGGGAGCCUGGGAGCCCCUCAGACUGCAUGGACGGGCCCCCCUGCGCCUCCAUGUUUCUGCAGCCACUGUCUGCCCAUUCCUAACACUUGCCCCUGUUUUUUUAUGUUGACCGACUUUUUAUGGCGAGAGACAGACAGACUUGACUGACAUCUGAAAGCAUCUUUCAGGUUAUCAUAUGGCUUGCUCAAGCCCUAUUGUAAAAUAUACUAAAAAUGAUAAUGGUAUUAAUAAUGGAUGGGGGUCUCUCACAUAUCAAAUGUGGAAAGUCUAAUUUUAUAUUUGUAUUUUCAAAUAAUAAUAUUGAUUAAAAAAAAUGUCUGUGAAAGGUUUCCAUCCUCUACUGUGGUCCAGAAAUUGAUGUGUCUGUCUGGAAAAAAUAAAUAAAAUAAACCGAAUUGUUAUAUGA
This is a messenger RNA of Oryzias latipes (Japanese medaka), 7293 nucleotides long. It is a transcript of the gene msi2b, whose product is annotated as musashi RNA-binding protein 2b. NCBI's taxonomy places the organism in Eukaryota, Metazoa, Chordata, Actinopteri, Beloniformes, Adrianichthyidae. Gene Ontology annotation, biological process: regulation of translation; central nervous system development. Gene Ontology annotation, molecular function: mRNA binding. The record is from RefSeq and is a predicted model, not a curated record. Gene Ontology annotation, cellular component: cytoplasm.